UCAACUCAGCUCAACUCAACUUCCCCCUAAAUCUCGACUCUCCUCCUCGCUCCUCAGCCUCAGGUGGACUUCCUCCUCUGUAUUCUAGAGAGAGAAAAUACAAAAAUCCCAAAUUUCUGCAGAAAAAGAAUUAGGGUUCUUAUUUUGCUUUUUCUUUCUUCUGGAAUUGAUUAGUCUUGCGGGGGGAGUUAAUGCGUUAGUGCUAUAAAUUAACUGCUAAAUUAACUCACAUUUCCUCGAAGAAAAAAAUUCAAAUCAUAUCUUCAGAUGGCUUUCCAGGGCAAGAAACUCAUCAAUGACCCAAACGAUGUUGUUACUGAGUUUAUUGAAGGUUUGGUGGAAACAUAUCCGGGUUUGCAGUAUUUGGAUGGUUUCCCUGAGGUUAAAGUUGUGUUGAGAGCCGACAUCUCAGGUUCAACACAUGACAAAGUUGCAGUGAUAUCAGGAGGUGGAAGUGGACAUGAGCCUGCUCAUGCAGGAUUUGUGGGAGAAGGGAUGCUGACCGCAGCAAUUUGUGGGGAUGUUUUUGCCUCCCCACCUGUUGACUCCAUUUUAGCUGGCAUUCGAGCAGUGACUGGUCCAAUGGGAUGCCUCCUGAUUGUUAAGAAUUAUACUGGUGAUAGAUUGAACUUUGGCCUGGCAGCUGAGCAAGCAAAAUCUGAAGGCUACAAAGUAGAGAUGGUAAUUGUUGGCGAUGAUUGUGCUUUACCUCCUCCUAGAGGAAUAGCCGGACGAAGGGGUUUGGCUGGGACCAUUUUUGUUCACAAGGUUGCUGGAGCUGCAGCAGCUUGUGGCCUGUCUCUUUCUGCUGUUGCUGCUGAAGCAAAACGUGCAUCAGAAUUGAUUGGCACAAUGGGUGUCGCGUUGUCUGUUUGCACGUUGCCAGGUCAAGUAACAUCGGAUCGUUUAGGCCAUGGAAAAAUGGAGCUUGGUCUUGGAAUCCAUGGAGAACCAGGCGCUGCUGUAGCUGAUCUUCAGCCUGUGGAUGUGAUAGUCUCUCAUGUUCUGAAGCAGAUAUUGUCACUGGAGACCAACUAUGUUCCUAUUACACGGGGAAGUAGAGUAGUGCUGAUGAUUAAUGGUUUGGGAGGUACUCCUGUUAUGGAAUUGAUGAUUGCAACUGGAAAAGCGGUACCUAGGUUGCAGCUUGAACAUGGACUGGCUGUUGAGAGGGUGUACACAGGCUCAUUUAUGACUUCUCUUGACAUGGCUGGAUUUUCAAUAACUGUGAUGAAAGCAAAUGAAGAAAUUUUGAAUCGCUUGGAUGCACCAACUAAGGCUCCAUGUUGGCCCGUUGGUGCUGAUGGUAAUCGUCCACCUGCCAAGAUUCCUGUUCCCCUUCCACCAUCACUUUCAACAAAGAGUGAUGAGACAUUGAGUCGGCCUGAACAGCUAAGCUCCCAGGGUUAUCUUCUUGAGGUGGCUAUUGAAGCAGGGGCAACAGCAGUUAUCAAUCUAAGUGACAGCUUAAACGAAUGGGACAGCAAAGUGGGUGAUGGAGACUGUGGUUCUACAAUGUUCAGAGGUGCAACCGCGAUAAUGGAAGACAUGAAGAAGUAUUAUCCGCUGAAUGACCCUGCUGAAACAGUUAAUGAAAUUGGAUCUUCUAUCAGAAGAGUGAUGGGAGGAACAAGUGGAAUCUUAUAUGAUAUAUUCUGUAAGGCAGCUUACGCACAGUUGAAAGCAAAGGGCAAGUCGGUUAUAACGCCAAUGCAUUGGGCUGGAGCUCUUGAAGCUGCUAUUGCUGCAGUUAGUAAGUAUGGAGGAGCAAAUGCUGGUUAUCGCACAAUGUUGGAUGCACUUAUUCCAGCAUCAUCAGUACUUAAAGAGAGGUUAGCUGCCGGGGACAAUCCGGUGGAUGCAUUUGUUCUUUCUGCUGAAGCAGCAACUGCAGGAGCUGUCUCAACUAAGGACAUGCAAGCUCAGGCUGGUCGGUCGACUUAUGUCUCUGCAGAUAAUCUUGCGUCAGUCCCGGAUCCAGGUGCAAUGGCUGCAGCUUCUUGGUAUGCUGCAGCUGCCGCAGCUGCAAAGAGCAAGAGCCAGGCGUCAUAAUCGCCUCCUUCCAGCUAUUAACCAUUUUUUGCUUUGGGCUUUGUUUUUGGUAACCAAGCAAAAUUUUGGUCAGAUAACUUUACAUUGCUCUUAACAAAUUAACCUUCCGCUUAUGCUGUACCAUACAUGCAUAAAGCUGUGACAGGCAAUACUCGACCGUGUAAUAUGAUGAGAAAUCAGAGAUGUAGAAUGCAACAUUAAGGUGUAGAGCACAUUUUGUGACUUUCAUUGUGACAAUCACAUUAUUAUUAUAUAAUUUGAUAGAUUAGGAAAAAUGGGACGAUUUGUA
Messenger RNA from Coffea eugenioides, 2341 nucleotides. Its product is annotated as putative 3,4-dihydroxy-2-butanone kinase. The coding region runs from base 268 to 2052 and encodes 594 amino acids. Gene Ontology annotation, cellular component: cytosol. Gene Ontology annotation, molecular function: glycerone kinase activity; ATP binding. The record is from RefSeq and is a predicted model, not a curated record. The transcript is spliced from 20 exons. NCBI's taxonomy places the organism in Eukaryota, Viridiplantae, Streptophyta, Magnoliopsida, Gentianales, Rubiaceae. Gene Ontology annotation, biological process: glycerol catabolic process.